AUCGACAGCCCUAUCACGUGAUCUGAAACAGGUAAACAUUCUCACUACACUGCAGAGAGAAUGCCUCUACAAUGAGUUUACAACCAUGUCAGAUUAAUAACCACAGUUAAUCUAUUUCUUAUCACUUGCUAAUAAAUAAACAAUUAGACCCUCAACCUACACAGAGUCCUAAUUAAUCUCAGUCUUUACAAUAUUCUACAGAAAAUUACAGAAAUGGCCUCUAGUAGUUCUUUGAAUUGGAGUAAAAAAUUAAAUGAAAUUCCAAAAUUUACUAUUUUACAAAUUGCUGAUUAUAUAAAAGUAAGAGGAAAAAACAGGGCAUUUGAAAAAGGAUACAACUUUUUUAUUGAAAGUUAUGUACAUGAUGCUUUUGUUUGUAAAACAGACAGUAAAUUUCUUGUCAAAGCAAAAUGUUGGCGAAGUCAGAAGAAAAAUGAAUUGCCACAUAUAUUAUCGGCAGAGAUAUGUUUAAAAGAAUCAAACGUUCUUGAUGGACAAUGCAGCUGUAUUGCUGGAACCGGAGGAGUUUGCAACCAUAUAAUUGCAUUGUUAUACAAUGUAAAUCACUGGAGUAGCAAGAGAAUGACAGAGAUCCCAGCAGAUAUGUCAUGUACAGAAGUGAGCCAAAUAUGGCAUAAGCCACGUGGGGACAAAAUUGAACCAGAACCAGUAAUGAAGCUCACCUUUGCCAAAGCAGCAACUGACAGACAGCUACGUAAAAGGGAACCUGUGAAAUGUUAUUUGUAUGACGGGCGUGCAAAAAAAAGUAAAGGAACUUUGGCACCAUCAAAAGAGGAGGUAGCUACUAUACAAGAAAUAGUUGGAGCACGCAACAGUAACAUUCCUAUAGUGUAUUUAACUAAAGACCACUCAACAACACACUCAACUGACACAUUAUUUGGAGAAGUUCCUACUGGUUCCCCACUCAGCUAUCAACUCCAAGACUAUCACAGCUCUAAGUCUGAAUUUUCAGCGUACAUUCCCAGCAAAGUUGAUAUUGUUUUGCAAGACAACCUUCGCUUCCCUGAUAUACCUGUACCAAAUUCAAGUCUUAACAUAGACUUAACUCAACUUGAUGAAACAAGCAAAACAUUCUUGCAAUCACUGGACGUAACUAAAGCCAGGUCUGAGGAGAUUGAACAAAUCACUAUCGAUCAGUCUCAGAAUAAACUAUGGCAUGAGAUGCGUAAAAAUAGACUUACAGCAUCAAAGUUUGGCGACGUUAUAAAUAGAAAAAGUGAACCAAGUGAAGCUUUUGUCAAAAAUUUAUUUACAUGCAAAGAUUUAUCAAGUGUAAAAUCAAUUUCACAUGGCAGAGAUAAAGAAGAUACUGCACGAAAAUUGUACACUAAAAAGAUGAAAAACAAUUGUAAACAUAAUGUGUCAGUAUUUCGCACAGGACUCCUAAUAAAUCCAAGCGUCCUUAUCUUGGAGCUUCCCCAGACGGCAAAGUUUUAG
Messenger RNA from Mercenaria mercenaria, 1458 nucleotides. RefSeq lists its product as uncharacterized. The coding region runs from base 214 to 1458 and encodes 414 amino acids. Gene Ontology annotation, molecular function: zinc ion binding. NCBI's taxonomy places the organism in Eukaryota, Metazoa, Mollusca, Bivalvia, Venerida, Veneridae. The record is from RefSeq and is a predicted model, not a curated record. The transcript has 2 exons.